AUGCCCAUGACAUCCCUCGCCCCGCGUCCCGGCCCGGCUGUUAUCCAACGCGCCAACUCAUUGCAGGCGUCGGAUACAUCACACACAAGCGCCUCUACGACUGAUGCGAGUACAUCGAAUACCAGUGCUUCGACGUCGCCAACCAAGCCCUCACCGGUAUCGAGCAUAGGAGAGAGUAUCGGCUCCAGCCCCAUAGUGCCCGCCCAACUGUGCACAAUCCCUCUACGAGUUGCCCGCCCACUUCCCAUUCCCCCCACCCCAUCACCCGCGCUCACUUCUACCAGCACCCUCAAGCUCUCCCACCAAGAGUCCCAGAGCACCCUGGGGAAAUCUUCCCUCAAACCUUCCAUUUCUCACUCUCAGACCGCUCAAAGACGGGAUCGUAGCCGGCCUCCGCCCUCCUCGUACAUCCCGCAUCAGGCCGAUGAUGACCGUUGGGUUUCCAUAUCGGUGUUACCAGCACUUGCCGAACGCACAGACACUAGCGAGCGCCAAGUGAACACCGGUGCUCGAGUGACGAAGCACAAGCGCUCUGCCUCGGCUGGUCCGAAACUCGCCAAUAACCCACCUGUUAAUCCGACCGACACCAAAGCGGCAUUCCCCAAGCACACCACCCGAAUAACGCCCACUCCCAAAGCGCUUCCGGAUUUGCCAUCCCACACACAGCCGGUCACUAUACGUCAAAAUGAAACCUCCUGGAAGCUCGAGUUUCGAGGGGUGGUUAAACUGGUCAGAUGGGUUUCGCGUCGCGACAAACGCGCUGAAAGCGGAGUGGAGGACGAGAGGGCAGAGGAUCUGGACGAGAAAGAACUCAGCAUGGAUAGAAAAGGCUAUUCAGUUGCAUCGCUCGGCCGGAAGAGUCGGGAUAGCUCUGCUAAACCUCGCCCCAUCACUGGCUCCGCAGGGGUAGCGUCUAGGCCUCGUCCAAUAAGCUUGGCUCGGCCGCACCCCAAGUUGGACCUCGUGAGCGACAAAGAUGAAGAGGGCAAAGAACCUAACAAGAGGAGGUUGACCAAAUCGAAUCCUAUCAUGUUUGGGAGGACUAGUAACGAGCUCAAAAAACAACCGAGCAUCGAACUCAAGAAGGAAGGCUCGAAAACUGGGCCUGCCAACCGGUCGGGACGACGAUCGAGCUCAGAUGCCGCGCGGAAAGUGCUGUCGGGCGCAACUCUCGGUAUCGGUCGGCAACCGGGCGCUGAAGGAACAAGUAGGCCAACCGUUGAAGCGGACUUGGGAAUGGCGCUCAAUGGCGGAGGUGUUUUUGUGCCAGAAGCCUCGCUCUCUGUAUCUUCGAACUCCGCUCUAGCUUCGUUCAUCGCUCCUGUUGAACCUGCUGCAGGCCCAUCGACUCUGAGAAGUAGUACUGCACCCGUUUCGACUAUGAGUUACUCGCCUCCUUACUUGCGCAAUCCAGUCCCUGUUGGAGUGGCACCGGCAUUGGUCACGCAAACAACCACUACCGUUACGCAAACAACCACUACCACAACUACUACGACACUAGCUUCACCCAGUGGGUUUACGUCUACACCAUUCGCAUUUACCUCCUACCCUUCUGUGACCACAACGGCUACAGUACUCACACCUGUUCUCGAAGGACAGCUUUUCUCGUCCCCUCCAUCUAUCGAGGCGUCCGAGUUCCCUUGGACGACGGUUGCUGUCGGAGCUGCAGAGUCGGCAGUGGGCGUGGCCGUCAGCGGAGGGUUUUCUCCAGUCGAGAGUAAUGCGAUUUCGUCUGUUGCGAGCGUGGGAGGUGUGUCCCCGGUUAUUUCCGCUCUCGAUGCGAACACGGGCAACAUGUCGACGAUGACAUCUAGUGCUGUUUUGCCUUUUAUGCCUAAUGCGUCGCCCUUCAUGUCAAACUCAACUUCGCCCCCACUGUCUAACGCGGCAUCGCCCCUCAUGUCCAGCCGGCCCUCGCCAAUGAUGUCCAACGUGACCUCUCCUCCCAUGAGCAGCGCCGCUUCACCCGUUCUCUUGUCCAACGCGCAGCUUUCUGAAGGUGCAAAAUCUAUACCCCACAUGGUUUCGGUCGAGGCAACUGCCACGGGCUUGGCCCUGAACUACGCUACUGCGCGCUCAAACGGGAAUAGUGUUUCGGCACAGAUCGAGCCAGUCGUGUUGACAAGGUAUGGCGCCGCAACCGAUCUAGGACAUGACCCUCGUUAUUUGUCGGCGCCGGAUGCGCGUUUCGGCGCCUCGACCGAACUUCCUCGCUUCUCCGCAGCUGCAACCGACAUUGGCCACGGAACCUCGACUCGGGCGACGUCACCUACGCCUUCGGACCGUUACGCCUUUUCCGAUGACGUGCAUGAGUACCGGCCUUCGGGUGGGAUACUUCGGGCUCUUUCUAGCGCGGACCAUUCGGACGCUCCGUUGCCUAUGCCUCGCCGACCGUUUAUGGCUGCGCGUGAAUCUAACGGGAGUGGUGUCACGUUUGAGGAUAGCAGUGCCCAAUCGAGCCCCCGCAUCGGGGGUCGGAAAAAGAUGAUGACUAUGAGUUCCUCGGAAAUUGGCCAUGGCCAACGGGUUGGACCCACGAGACAUCAAGUCCAACGGAGCUCUUCGUCCCUUAGCAUUGCUGGAAGAAUCAUUCGUACGCUCUCCAUUGGUUCUAACAAGGCUGUACAAGACAGCGAGGCUGAAGGCUCGAGGCUGCCCCGUAAGUUGAUCCGCAAGAAGAUGUAUUCACGCACGGGGUCAGCAAUUUCUUUGGUCAUUCCUGACGGUAGUGUCCCCCCAGUCCCUCCUUUGCCUCCUGGUGUUGUCUCCGGGCCGUAUGCUAGUGAACAUGGUCAUGGCGACGGAAGUGCACUUGGCCAUGGGGACAGUGUUCUCGGUCAUGGAGAGAGUGUCCAAGGACAUGGUCAGUAUGCGAGUGGGUUUGGAAGUUCGAGUGUACUUGGGCACGGCGAUCCCUCUGCUAUUUCACCUGCUCCUACCCGAAAUUCCUUUGCGACCACCCAAUCGGCCCCGACAACCAUGAGCGGAUCACGAAAGCUCAGGAAGCGUCAACCUAGCAAAUCGAGGCAUUCCGAAGUAUUUGGACGGACUUUGGCGAGCAUUGACCUGAACAACGAUGGUGCCGCCCGAUAUCCUCCAAGGAUAACAACUCAGUUUGCCCAGAUGCCAUUGAUGGGCGACGAAAAUGUGUUGACAGCUAGUGUGUGUGGUACGACCGAUGAUGGUCACCUAAUGAUACCAAUCCGCCCGGGUCUACCUCGCCGAACCUCUUCCCAACGUCGCUGGACCAUCGCCGAUAUGGACGAUGAAGAGUUCCUUCGUCAGCUUGAGGCCAAACUUAGCGGAGUAGGCGGCCGUUUGCGGCAGAGUCGUAUGCUUGAGGACUUUGCCAUGGGUGUUGAUGGAGACAUGAUUGAUCUUGGUCCUGAAGACGAGCAACGCUCCCACUCCGAUGAUAGCCUGGCUGAGCGGGAAUGGGCCCGCGCACGUCGUGCAAUGAUGUGUGUCCGCGAAAUCGUACGCACCGAGAAGAGCUAUAUGCGUCACUUGAAUGGGUUUAUUAAUAGCGAGGAUGGUGCUGGAAUGUCGCCCAUUCUGGCAGAGCACCUCCCACGAUUGAUCGAGACAUCGCGUAUGUUCUGUGCUCGCCUUGAAGAGGAUCCCUCGGCGAAGGGCGUGAGCAAUGCGUUCUUGGAUGUCGAGGAGGUUCUGGAUGCCACCUUCGUACAAUGGUCGGGUGUUGUGGGCGAAGUCAUCUCUUCUACGCAACAACGGACGGACAGUCAAGCCACAAGCGAAGAUGGUCACACAAGCAGUGCUGGCGUCGGGAGCGGGUCGUCAUGGAUUCGCCGAAGGUCCGCAACUGCGAGCUCGGCGAUUCAGCCGGCGUUCCUAAGUAUGACUCCAGUGAACGGAGGCAAUAGCAAGAAUAAAAAAUCUGCCCGUGGGACCAAGUCCAAGAAGAUGACGGAGCAGGAUGUGGUGAUUAUGCCUACCCAGCGAGCGAUCAGAUAUGUACUCAUGUAUCGAGAAUUAUUGCUUCACACCCCUGUGACUUCGGCAUCACGCCCUCUUGUGGAGCGUGCACUUCAAGGUGCUACACGCAUCGCGCGAAGAUGCGACGAAGCUCAGAACCAUGCCGAUCAUAUCCUUUCUCCCCCUUCCCAAUGA
This is a messenger RNA of Rhizoctonia solani, 4131 nucleotides long. Its product is annotated as RhoGEF domain protein. The transcript has 7 exons. Bases 1 to 4131 code for a protein of 1376 amino acids. NCBI's taxonomy places the organism in Eukaryota, Fungi, Basidiomycota, Agaricomycetes, Cantharellales, Ceratobasidiaceae. The record is from RefSeq and is a predicted model, not a curated record. Gene Ontology annotation, molecular function: guanyl-nucleotide exchange factor activity.